Mercenaria mercenaria is the source of this 363-nucleotide messenger RNA. RefSeq lists its product as uncharacterized. The annotation marks the transcript as partial. The record is from RefSeq and is a predicted model, not a curated record. The transcript is spliced from 4 exons. NCBI's taxonomy places the organism in Eukaryota, Metazoa, Mollusca, Bivalvia, Venerida, Veneridae.
UACAACAAUAAGCCUAGAAGAAAAAUGCAGAGAGAACCAGACUUCAGGGCAACGCUGGAGCGUUUGCAGUCUUGCAGAUCUGUGUGUGAUGCAUUAGACAUAUUGCAACAGAUAAUUGAUGCUAAGAUGGAUUUAGUUAUCCCAGCUACUAGAGAGGAUGUAGAUCUGAUUGUAAGAGAGUUUGAGGAGAGACUUAGACAAGGGGAAAACCCAUCAGAUGUGGAUCUGUCUUCCGAAGUACAGGAGAAGCUAAAAAGGUUCCUGGAUUCCUUCAUUUUGCCAGAACAUAAAGAUGGUCCAAAAGAAGAUGAAAUUGCCAGACAGUUAUCUAGGCAGAUUUCAGAGCAGAAAGAAAAGGAAAUG